This is a messenger RNA of Eurypyga helias (sunbittern), 2338 nucleotides long. RefSeq names its product aarF domain containing kinase 3 (gene COQ8A). Gene Ontology annotation, biological process: ubiquinone biosynthetic process. The transcript has 14 exons. NCBI's taxonomy places the organism in Eukaryota, Metazoa, Chordata, Aves, Eurypygiformes, Eurypygidae. The record is from RefSeq and is a predicted model, not a curated record. Bases 16 to 1968 code for a protein of 650 amino acids. Gene Ontology annotation, molecular function: kinase activity. Gene Ontology annotation, cellular component: extrinsic component of mitochondrial inner membrane.
AGAUUGAGAUCAGACAUGGCGGGUGAUGCCAUCAUGGUCGUGAGAGGCCUGACCAAGCUGAGUAAAGCAGUCCUAGAAACCCAAGCGGGACAGCUGCGGCAGGUGCUCCUCGGGGGCGAUGCAGUCACCAUUGCAAGGACUCUCCAGGCCGCUGCUGAAGAACAGUUCAGUUCUGCCCUGGGGAAAAUGCAGGAACUAGGCAAACAGCAGGAGAACUUAACUGAUCUCAGCGAGGAUUUUGGGAAAGACUAUGACUUCUCAGCCCGAGAGCCAUCAGACGCUGCGAUGGACUUCUCCACCGCCCCCGGCAAGCCUCACGAGCACAGCGGUGAAGGCCCUGCUCACUCUUACACUACAAACGGACCUUUUAGAGGUGUUGGUGAGACUGGAGAUUCUGGCAUGGGUCAGAAGCCUUUCCCUCCCAAAAUGGAUGCAAGGUUAUUUGGAGGCUUUAGGGACCCUGGAAAUCCUUUUGCUGCUGCCUUUGGACAAAACAGGGCUUUUCACCAAGACCAUUCCUCUGUUGGUGGAUUAACGGCUGAAGAUAUUGAUAAAGCCAGACAGGCUAAAACAGGUUCAGAGCAGAAACCCUACAAACAGAUGCUCAGUGAGCGGGCCCGGGAGAGGAAGGUUCCCGUCACACGAAUUGGACGGCUCGCCAACUUUGGAGGACUAGCUGUUGGUCUUGGCAUUGGGGCGUUGGCUGAAGUUGCAAAGAAGAGCCUUAGACCCGAGGAACGCAAUGGAAAGAAAGCGGUGAUGGAUUCCAGCCCGUUCCUGUCGGAGGCCAAUGCGGAAAGAAUCGUGAGAACUUUGUGCAAGGUCCGGGGAGCAGCGCUGAAGCUGGGACAGAUGUUAAGCAUUCAGGAUGAUGCUUUCAUCAACCCCCAUCUCCAGAGGAUUUUUGAGCGUGUACGUCAGAGUGCUGACUUCAUGCCGAUAAAGCAGAUGAUGAAAACUCUGAACAACGAUCUUGGCCCCAACUGGAGGGAUAAACUGGAGUCCUUUGAAGAACGCCCCUUUGCUGCUGCUUCAAUUGGUCAGGUUCACCUGGCACGCUUGAAAAAUGGGAAAGAAGUUGCCAUGAAAAUCCAGUACCCUGGAGUCGCCCAGAGCAUCAACAGUGACGUUAACAACCUGAUGACUGUCCUGAGCAUGAGCAAUAUUCUCCCAGAAGGUUUGUUCCCUGAGCAUUUGAUUGAAGUCCUGAGCAGAGAGCUGGCUCUGGAGUGUGACUACCAGAGGGAAGCGGCCUGCGCAAGGAAAUUCCAGGAGCUGCUGAAAGACCACCCCUUCUUUUAUGUCCCAAGAGUAGUAGAUGAGCUGUGCAGCAAGCACGUCCUGACCACAGAGCUGGUGUCUGGCUUCCCCUUGGAUCAAGCUGUUGGGCUGAGCCAGGAGAUACGAAAUGAGAUCUGUCACCACAUCCUGGUCCUGUGUCUGCGAGAGCUGUUUGAGUUCCGGUACAUGCAGACUGACCCAAACUGGUCAAACUUCUUCUACGACCCGCAGUUGCACAAGGUGGCACUGCUGGACUUCGGAGCGACGCGAGGGUUUGACGAGAAGUUCACGGAUGUCUACAUCGAGGUGAUCAAGGCAGCCGCUGACAUGGACAGAGAGAGAGUCCUGAAGAAGUCCAUAGAAAUGAAGUUCCUCACUGGUUACGAAGUCAAGGAAAUGGAAGAUGCCCACCUAAACGCUGUCCUCAUCCUGGGAGAGGCUUUUGCGUCUGAGGAACCUUUUGAUUUCGGCAAUCAAAGCACCACUGAAAAGAUCCACGGUUUAAUCCCAGUCAUGCUGAAGCAUCGGCUUGUCCCUCCGCCAGAGGAGACCUACUCCCUUCAUCGGAAGAUGGGGGGUUCCUUCCUUAUCUGCACCAAACUGAAGGCCAAAAUUCCCUGCAAAAACAUGUUCCAAGAGGCAUAUAGCAAAUAUUGGAGCAGCAGGGGCAAGAAGCCAGAGGAGUAAUAAGAAUGAACUAAUGAUACCGUGUUCGGAGGGCGCAGUUCCCCUGAGCCUUGCAGAGAGCGUUCCAGCCUCCCAUGCGUUGCACCCCAGCUCUCCAUCCUCUCGAGAUGCAGCAGCCUGUGCCCUGGAAGCCGAGUGUGCGUUUCGCAAGGAUCAAGCUGUUCUUGCCUGCUGUGUCUGUCCUACGCUGACUGCCAGUGCGGGAACCCGUCUUCAGUGCUUCUGUGCCGUCGCAAGGCGCCAGCCGACAACCUUGGAUGCGUUUUUAACGUUGUGAUGGUGGCUGCAUAGUGAUUGGGUUUUAUAAACAAGCAGGGGAAGCAGGACGAGAGCAGAAUUUAAUACCGAAACCUGUUUGUAUUUCUCCAAA